Messenger RNA from Eleginops maclovinus (Patagonian blennie), 2832 nucleotides. It is a transcript of the gene laptm4b, whose product is annotated as lysosomal protein transmembrane 4 beta. NCBI's taxonomy places the organism in Eukaryota, Metazoa, Chordata, Actinopteri, Perciformes, Eleginopidae. The record is from RefSeq and is a predicted model, not a curated record. Gene Ontology annotation, cellular component: lysosomal membrane. The coding region runs from base 164 to 988 and encodes 274 amino acids. The transcript is spliced from 8 exons.
GUUGAGGAAACAAGCGAACAUCGUCUCUGACAUACACUGGAUGUGGUGGUCCUAGCUCCAAGGACGCCAACUAUUCCGUAUUUUUUUAGGAUCCUGUAGCGUUGAAUAAUUCAUUUUCGGCGGCAUUCAUGAAAUAACUUGAAAUUCAUAGCAGGAUAACAUCAUGAUUUCGCCGUGGGACCGGUGGUACUCGACGAGCUGCUGCCUCUGCUGCCAUGUACGGACAGGCACCAUUAUUCUGGGAAUAUGGUAUAUGCUCAUCAAUGCGGUGGUUCUACUCAUCUUGUUGUCGGCUCUUAAUGACCCAGUUCAAUACCGCUACCACCUUACCAGCUCUGAACUGGGAACUGACAUCGACGUCAUGGACGAUGCAAAUAUCUGCAUAGCCACUGCAAUAUCCCUGCUCAUGAUUCUUAUAUGUGGCAUGGCAACAUAUGGUGCUUACAAGCAACAUGCUGCUUGGAUCAUUCCAUUCUUCUGCUACCAAAUGUUCGACUUUGCCCUUAACACACUGGUAGCCAUUAGUGUUGUUGUUUAUCCCAACACGGUGCAGGACUACCUCCAGCAACUGCCGGGGACAUUCCCUUACAAAGAGGACAUCAUGUCCACCAACAACAUGUGCCUAGUUUUUGCAGUCCUGCUCUUCAUUGGCUGCAUCCUCUCCUUCAAGGCCUACCUGAUUGGCUGUGUGUGGAACUGCUACAGAUAUGUGAGCGGCAGGGGCACCACGGAGGUCCUGGUUUAUGUCACCACCAAUGACACCACGCUCAAUGAGUUGAUACCUCUAAAUGUACAAGGUUCUGCUGCCCCCGUACGAGGAGGCCAUCGCUAUACCCCCGAAGGAUCCCCCUCCCCAGUAUAUGGAGGCAUGAGGGACGUCCCCCCUGCUGGACCCCAUACCCCAAACACCUUCCACAUUUCACUCCCAUCACUAGGACCCAAACGCUGGCUGGAACAUGUUGGAAAGCAAGACAAAACAAUGUCUUAGAGGCCGGUUUCAUCUUGGUUCCCUGCCAAACGUAUAUUAGAUUAGGCUGACCUCCAUCAUCUCUCCCCACCACCACCCCUGGUUGUUGUGAUGUAAUUUCCUCCCCCUACCCUCUCCUCUGUCUUCCUCCAAGGACAGUAUCGCAGCAGCUCCACCUGCCACACCCCCCGUGGCAGCUGCCGUCCCACAGGCAGCAUCUAAACUCUGGCUCCCCCCCUGAACACUCUGACCCAACUUAAUGUGCACUUCUCUUUGAGGGAAACGUGCACCGGUUCGGCCACCAACUGUUAAACCCCCCGAUACUGUGAAUCUCCCUCGUGGUCUUUGUCUAGAAACAAACUACCUGAAGAGAGUUAGCGACAGAGAGAGUGAGAAGGAAAGCGACAUACAUGAUCAGUUAUGCAAGAGCACUUUUUUCAGAAAUUGACAAAUUCCUUAAUUGAAUGUAAUGUCGAGGUAUUUUUGUAUGACUUUUUUGUAUAACAGUAAAAAUCUGAGAGAAAAAGAAGUGAUAGUGAAAGGCUGAAAGGUUGUGAUAUCAUCUAUGUACUCAUGGUGUGUGUCCUGCAGGAAAUCGUAAUGAAAAUCCUCGACCAAUACCAACUACGUCUUCCUGUUGUAUCCAUGUAAACACACUGUCUGUAAUCCAUUGACUGCCAGUGAAAAACCUUGUUCAACCCAUUGAUCUCCAUCACAAUAUUCCAGUUUGCCUUCCUGUCUGUUCCGAGAAAGAGUGGCAUUAAUGAUAUCGUUCAUAGAAGCACACGAACGUAAAUAUUUCUCACACUACAGGUUCACAUCCAAAAAGGCAAUACACAAGCAGUCAAAUCUAUAAUGUGUGUGUGUUAAGGCGUGUUCUUAUGUUCCCGUCGAGCUGCAGCUUCAACAGCAUCAUGUGUGUAUUUUAUUUUUUAAUGUGUAAUCUGAUCUUUUUAGUUGAGAUAACUUAGCUGGACUGAGGGCAUUUUCCUAUAAGAGCUGCUGUACAUGCAGAGACUGUGUGUGAGUGUGUGUGUGUGUGUGCGUGUGCGCGCGUGCUGCGAGCGCUACGUGACAUUAUGAUGUAACUCCUGAUUCCUUUUAUAUGUAGUAAACAUUUUCUUUGCACAUGCAGCGAUAUCCUGUAGAGGUAUUUCCUGUGCUGGUGACCUUUUUUUAAAACUAACCUUUUUGUUGAUUUGAUGGCUCUGAAUCUAAAGCAUUGAUUUAGCUUAGCAUAGUAGCACAAAAUCAAUAUACAGUAUAUAAAGCUAGAGAUGCUUGUCUUCUGGCUAAAGGUAUUCAGGCAAUUAUGAGAAUUAAUAAUGGAGCAAACCAUAUUAGACACACCUAAUCCCCUUUUUCCAAUAAUUCCUAUGAAGUAUUUGCUAUAUCCUGUAAAAGGUUGCACUUUCCUUCAGACUAUGCAACAUUGCAUUCAAGCACUCCCUAGUACCCUGAAGUGGUUUGAUACUAAUACUGUAGUUGAUAAUGUAGCCAUUGCUUGGCCCCUUCAGUGUUUUCCCUGUGAAUUUAUGACCACUGCUUUUGCAAAUCCAACAAAGCUGAAAAUGUAAUUGCACUUUAAAGUCAGCGUGAGCUCACUGGGAUCUGUUUUUAUUUGACCUUUACCACAGUAUGCUGUAGCUAACAUGUAUAAAGUAUGAUCAGCUCCAAAUCAGUGUUUUGCAUUUUUAGAGAAGAGGUUUGUACAGUGUCUCGACCGGUGGAUGGCUGAUGCCUCGUUUAGUUAGAAUCACUUCCAAGACUGUUCUCCAUUUCUUUUCCACUCAAACACAUCCUCUUGUUGAAUCUGCAUGAGCUCAUGUCUCCAUUCUGAAUAAUAAAAAGCAAAAUCAGUCAAA